CACUGGUCGCAGAUGGGUGGUGUGGGUUGGGUAGCCUGUGUGGCUGUGGUGUAGUUUGUAAACUAGCAGGAUUGCUAGUAGAAUUGCAUGCUUCAUGUUAGCUGGUUGACAUUUAGCAGCCGACCCAACAACUCGCAGCGUGCCAUUUAACAGCCAGAUGAUAUCGACCCUGGAUUAUAGCUAUCGGACGUUAUUUUGACCCUCGUCACAAUAAUUCCUUGUGACAUAAUCCUAAAUUCAAGCCAAAACCCUAAAGGAAACAAUAUGGCAAUUUGGAGCUCUUUGAGUGGUUGAAGCUGUGCCAUGGCAGCAACCUCUCACCUCUUCCGGGUGUGGCGGGGAGGGGAGCUGCGAAAGUUGCAAGUGUCGUGCCAAUUCCUGCCUUCCGGUGCCAACCGUAGCCUCCCUCAGAAAAGACGGCCAUGGCAGCAGUGUUUCAGUGCCUCCUCAGCCCAGCACUCCACCUACAUGCUCACACCCCCACAGGUCAACAGCAUCCUGAAAGCCAAUGAGUUCAGCUUCAAGGUCCCCGAGUUUGAUGGCAAGAACCUUAGUUCAGUGAUGGGCUUUGACAGCAAUCAGCUGCCGGCCAACGCUCCUAUCGAGGACCGUCGCAGUGCGGCCACCCUGCUGCAGACACGCGGCAUGCUGCUGGGCGUGUUCGACGGCCACGCCGGCUGUGCCUGCGCCCAGGCCCUCAGCGAGAGGCUCUUCUACUACAUCGCCGUGGCCAUGCUGCCCCAUGAGACCCUACAGGAUCUGGAGAACGCUGUGGAGUCGGGCCGUGCCGUUCACCCUCUCCUGCAGUGGCAUAAGCACCCUCAUGACUACUACAGUCGGGAGGCGCAGGUCCUCUACUUCUCCUCGCUCCGCACCUUCUGGCAGGAGCUCCUGGACCUGGGCUGUCCCGGUGACCAGCCCAGUGUGAGCGAGGCGCUGGUCUGUGCCUUCAAACGCCUGGACAACGACAUCUCUCUGGAGGCACAGGUUGGUGAUCCCAAUGCGUUCCUGCACUACUGGGUGCUGCGCGUGGCCUUCUCAGGGGCGACGGCUUGCGUGGCGCACGUGGAUGGCAGCGACAUGCACAUCGCCAACGCCGGGGACGGCCGCGCCGUGCUGGGCGUACAGGAGCCCGACGGCUCCUUCUCGGCGCUGACGCUCUCCAACGACCACUGCGCGCAGAACGAGGACGAGCUGCAGCGCCUGCGCCAGGAGCACCCGCCCAGCGAGGCCAAGACGGUGGUGCGGCAGGACCGGCUGCUGGGCCUGCUCAUGCCCUUCCGCGCCUUCGGCGACGUCAAGUUCAAGUGGAGCAUCGAGCUGCAGAAGCGCGUGCUGGAGUCCGGCCCCGACGCGCUGCACGAGAACGAGCACACCAAGUUCAUCCCGCCCAGCUACCACACGCCGCCCUACCUGACGGCCGAGCCCGAGAUUACGUACCACCGGCUCCGGCCGCAGGACCGCUUCCUGGUGAUUGGCUCGGACGGACUGUGGGAGACGCUGCACCGGCAGGAGGUGGUGCGCAUCGUGGGCGAGUACCUGACGGGCGUGCACCAGCAGCUGCCCAUCACGGUGGGGGGUUACCGGGUGACCCUGGGUCAGAUGCAAGGCUUGCUGCAGGAGCGCAAGGCGCGCGUCUCCUCCACCUUUGAGGACCAGAACGCCGCCACGCACCUGAUACGCCACGCCGUGGGCAACGGUGAGUUUGGCCAGGUGGACGACGAGAGGCUCUCCAAGAUGCUGAGUCUGCCCGAGGAGCUGGCCCGCAUGUACAGAGACGACAUCACCAUCAUCAUCACCCAGUUUAACCCCCACGUCAUAGGAACGCAGCAGAGCUAAAGCAGCUGCUCCCAUUCUGUGUCAGUGCAGCGCAGUCUGACCUGCAAGGCAUAGGUAUAUACAACUAAACAUCCAGACACAUGCGCACACAUACAUACACACACACACACACAGAUUCACUUUUUUUUUUUUUUUUUUUUAUGUGUGGUGCUUCAUGCUCGGGGAAGACUUUUAGACUGUGCCUGGGAUGAAUGAGUGAGUGAGUGAGUGAGUGAGUGAGUGUGACUGUUGGUGUUUCAUUGUCUCUGGAACACUAAACAUGUCAGAAAUCUGUUUACUGUUCUAACAUGUAGAGCAGAGAUGCUGCAGUUGGUGUGUUCAUAUGGGGAACUACAGGGGAAUGUAUUGUGUGUGUGUGUGUGUGUGUGCACAGUUGUAUGUUUCUUCGUUUUUUGGGUUGCUGAGUCCACUGCUGUCAUAUCUAUUAUGUUACAUAAAAAGAACACACUCCAGUUAUUGUAAGGUUGGUGUGAAUGUGCAUGGAUAUGGGUGUGCUUGUGUGCAAGUCUGUUUGCAUACUCCAAGGUCCAAAUCCAUUCUGGAUAAGGUUUACUGAUAUCUCUGAAGGGUCUAGAAUAAAGGAUACAGGUCUACUUUCUAACUUGCAGUGCUGUAUGUUACAGUUGUGGGCAGCCUGUACUAUGUUUAGGUGUGUGUGUGUGUGUGUGUGUGUGUGUGUGUGUGUGUGUGUGUGUGUGUGUGUGUGUGUGUGUGUGUCACAUUCUUUUAUUCUCAUUUUCCCAGGGAAAUAAUAUAUUUCUCCCAGUGUAUUUAUGCACACAUGUUCUCAUGCACAGAUAGCAGCAGAUGUGUACAACAGCAUGAUAAGGGAAUGCUGCCUGAGGGUCAUGGAUACAGCACAACGUUGCUGUGGUUACAUAUCUGAUCUAAAGCUAUUAAAGUUUAUGUAAUAAACUUCACUGAAGAUGUAUCUCUAUUUAGCCCCUGUUAUAAAGUAUUCAUUUGGAUGGGUGGGGUCUCUGUCUCUUUUUUGUAACUAGAGUGUUUUAUUAAAACAAUAAAAACAAA
Messenger RNA from Clupea harengus (Atlantic herring), 2868 nucleotides. RefSeq names its product pyruvate dehydrogenase phosphatase catalytic subunit 1 (gene pdp1). The record is from RefSeq and is a predicted model, not a curated record. Gene Ontology annotation, biological process: protein dephosphorylation. Gene Ontology annotation, cellular component: mitochondrion. Gene Ontology annotation, molecular function: [pyruvate dehydrogenase (acetyl-transferring)]-phosphatase activity; cation binding. NCBI's taxonomy places the organism in Eukaryota, Metazoa, Chordata, Actinopteri, Clupeiformes, Clupeidae.